This is a messenger RNA of Thelazia callipaeda (thelaziosis nematode), 546 nucleotides long. Lineage: Eukaryota; Metazoa; Nematoda; Chromadorea; Rhabditida; Thelaziidae. The record is from the annotation of a GenBank genome assembly.
AUGUUGCAAGAAAAAAAGAUGAAACGUUUUGGAAUGGAACCAAUCUGGACGUCCCACGACACUAGAAAUGUUGUCUUAGCUAGUUUAGUACCUGGUACAACUGCUUUAACAGCAUUUGCCGUUUUCGCUAAGGAUCGUCAAGUUGUCGACUGGUGGUCUCAUGCAAAAAAACCUGACUGGGCUCCCACAAACCCUGCGAUUUAUUCUGUAUUUGAUAUUCUAACGCUGAGUCCUUUGGGAUACGCAUCUUAUCUUGUUUACAAAAAUGGAGGAGGCCUUCAUUACAAUGAUACAAAGUUUGCCUUGGGAAUAUAUGGCCUAAAUAUGAUUUUCGCUCUUACAACAAUUCCUCUGAUCAAAAAAAGAAGUUUUCUUUACUUAUUUCGAAACACUGUACUUCUGAAUGCAACAGCAAUUGGUGCAGCUUACGCAUUUUAUGGGAUUGAUAAGACUGCUGGUAAACUCUUGAUUCCUUACGCAAUUUGGACCGGGUUUUAUGCUUUUCUUACCUAUGCCAUGAAUAAAGAAAACGCAUCACAUCAUUAG